AUGGCUACUGAAACUUGCUAUACAAUCAUUCAUCAAGAUGACAGCUUGGAUCAACCUUCACUUCAGGAGCUCAAGACAGCACUGGAGAAAGGUUCAGAGGAAGCCAAAAUUGAUACCAUGAAAAAAAUUUUGGUUACGAUGCUCAAUGGAGAUCCACUUCCACAACUUCUUAUGCAUGUAAUUCGUUUUGUGAUGCCUUCGAAAAAUAAGACUUUGAAAAAAUUACUUCAUUUCUACUGGGAAAUCUGUCCAAAAACGAAUCCUGAUGGGAAGCUUAAACAAGAAAUGAUUCUGGCCCAUUUCACUGGUCAUGUCGUUAUCAAUAUUUUGGUAAAUGAACGAAAUUUUCAUGCAUGUUAUAAUUUGUUUAGUAAUGCGUUGAGGAACGAUCUUCAACAUCCAAAUGAGUAUAUAAGAGGCGCAACACUUCGUUUCCUUUGCAAGUUGCGUGAACCAGAAUUAUUAGAGCCGUUGUUGCCAUCAUGUAGAUCUUGUUUGGAACAUCGACACUCUUAUGUCCGAAAAAACGCAGUUUUUGCAAUUUACACCAUAUAUAAACAUUUUGAGUAUCUUAUCCCUGAUGCCCCGGAGUUGAUUCAAAGUUUUUUAGCAGCAGAAGCCGAUCAAACCUGCAAGCGAAACGCCUUUGUUAUGCUUUGCAAUACGAACCAGUUGCGUGCCGUUGAAUAUCUUAAUGACGUUUUCGAUCAA
Molecule: messenger RNA, 711 nt
Organism: Racocetra persica
Lineage: Eukaryota; Fungi; Glomeromycota; Glomeromycetes; Diversisporales; Gigasporaceae
Source: the annotation of a GenBank genome assembly